Messenger RNA from Fragaria vesca subsp. vesca, 2240 nucleotides. Its product is annotated as putative ribonuclease H protein At1g65750-like. The coding region runs from base 729 to 2075 and encodes 448 amino acids. The record is from RefSeq and is a predicted model, not a curated record. The transcript is spliced from 10 exons. Lineage: Eukaryota; Viridiplantae; Streptophyta; Magnoliopsida; Rosales; Rosaceae.
AUAGAGAUCAUUUUCUGCGGUCUUUUGUGGUAGCGGGUUGUGAUCGGUACGUUUUCCAGUCCAGUGCCCCUCAGUUUCUCCUUUCCACCAUUUUCCAGAAGUUAGCUGAAUUGGGCAAGAGUUUAAGGGAAGACUAUCAAGAGCUUUCAAUAGGCAGAGUACCGAGAAAAAAGGCAGACUUAAUCAUGCCAGAAGAUAUACCUUGACCAUUUUGAAGGUACAAUUAUUGUAAUAGUGAAUAAGGAAGCCUUCAAGCUACAAAGUUUACUGCUCUGUAAGCAUAACAUUUCUUUGCUGCACUUUACUAUACCAAUGAUGCAAUUUACAUGCAUAUGUUGCAUGUAUGCCUGUCAUAGCCUACAUGAUGGAACAGCUACACAUCAAAUGAAGCUGACGGUUUCUAAGGCAUAACUGAGCGAUGCUGAAGCAUAUUUCCGUCAUGCAAAAACAAAGAUAAUGAUGAAAAGGGUUGGAUGCAUUAAACCAGAGCCAUGGAAAUGAUUUGAAUGGAUCCCUGCAAGUAUGCUAUCAAGUAUUUGAAUGGUUUGGUUGGAUUCUGUGUUUGAUGCUGGAUAUUUUCCUGGUUUUGUAGAUCGUGGUCAAGGUUUGUUGAUCAGGUUUACAAUUCAAGACCCAUGAGCUUUUCAAGAAAUCAGUCACAAGGUCACUAGAGUGUACAAGGAAAAAGAGCAUGCUGAGAUUGAACUUACUCUUAUGGUGCUAAAUUGAUGAGAAGUAAUUUAUCUUGGCGCAUUGGUGAUGGCAAGAUGGUCAAAUUCUGGUCUGAUACUUGGGUUUUGUCUGUGCCUCUUCUUCAGUUUGCUUUACCUCAUGCUGUCAUUAACUUGAGCUCUACUGUUUGUGAUUUUUGGUGUGAUACUGGGUGGAAUAUUGAAAUGCUUUCUGAUGUAGUUCCUCCUGAAGUUGUUAAUCAAAUUAUCAGCUUCCCUACUGGUUUUGAAGAUAGUGGUAAUGAUCAACUAAUUUGGAAGGCUACUUCUAAUGGAGUCUUUUCUGUCAAGUCUGCUUAUAUCUCUUCGUUUGAUAUGGCUGAGCCUCAACAUCAUUAUUGGAAAGUUGUUUGGAAGCUCAACUGCCUUCCUAAGUUAAAGACCUUUUUCUGGACUGUGCUUCACAAAAAAAUCCUUACUAAUGUUCAGAGAGUUAGAAGAAGAUUUACUACCUCUGCAGUUUGUCCCAUUUGCAACUCUGCUGAUGAGAGCUUACAUUCAGAGACUGUUACAGGUCUAAAGAGGUUUGGAAAUCUAUUUGCCCCUCUUCUCAUAUUUCUAACUCGUUUAUCUUGGGCUGGGAUAAUCUGGAUUUCUGCUCAAUUGUUUUGUCAAUCCAAGGUCAAGAAUGGUAUCAAAUGGUGCAACCUCUUUGUCUUUGUGUGCUGGUUCUUAUGGAAAUGGAGAAAUAAAAUUGUCUUUGAUUCUAGUUUUGUUAUGCCUGGAGAUCCUGCUUUAGUCAUUUGGAACUAUGUUGAGGAAUGGACUAGUGCUCAGUCUAAUCCAAGCAGUAGCAAUAUGUUCAAUGUCACUUAUCUUUCUUGGUUAAGACCUCCUGCAAAUUGUUUGAAGUUGAACAUUGAUGGUACUAGAAGUUCCUCUUCUGGAAAAAUUGGGGCUGGUGGGGUGCUGAGAGAUCAUGCUGGUAAUUGGAUCUUUGGUUGUCAGAUUAAUUUGGGGGUUGGUGAGGUUUUAUAUGCUGAAGCUUGGGGUUUGCUUUUUGGCCUGAAGCUGGUUGCUAAAUUUUAUUGUUCUGAUCUGGAGGUUGAGUCUGACUCUGCAGUUUUAGUGCAGCUUAUGCAGAAGAGGAGCUUUGAGUUGCACCCUCUUGGGUCUCUUCUCUCUGCUUGUUCUUCUUUUAUGUCCAAAAUGCCGAAUGUUAAGCUCUCUCAUAUUUUCAGAGAAUGCAAUAUGGUGGCUGACUCCCUUGCUAAAUGCAGCAUCACUCAUGAUCUUGGUCUUGUCACUUUCAACAGCCCUCCUGUGCAUGCUGUCCAGGCCUACCUUGAUGAUCUUGAUGGUGUAGUUAGAGCUAGAAGGACUGGAGUCUGUUCCAGUUCUUAGUCUUUUCUGUUUUUGUGUUUGGGUCUUUUAGGCCCCUCUUGUAAACAAAAAAAAAAAAGGGUUGAAACAACAUUCGUUAAGGGAAUUUAAUGCACCCCCAAUAAAACUGAAGCAUAAGAUGCAUUGUGUUCUCACUCUAAACAUAUAAAAAAUGACAAUUUCACU